GUCUUUUACUGAAACUAGUCGCUUCCGGUGUAAACUAACGUCACCUACGCUGGGUGAACUUGGGUUAAUCUGUUAAAGGUCCCGCCAUCUUAAAAUAUAUUUAAGGGAGCCACACUGAGAGAACACUGCAUUCUCUGAUGAAACUUUGUGUAAUUUAGAAUAUUUGUCUUUCAUCACAGGAGAGCUGUCCCACGUUGUGUGCGUAUUAGUAGUUAGUUAACUAUGUGUGUGUGAUUUAAACUCCCUUUAGGGUUUGGAUAUCGGUUUUGUUGGCGGUCGGAGGGAAACGGUAUGCCGAGUCACGCGCUGCGCGUGGCGGUGGUGUGUUCGAGCAACCAGAAUCGCAGUAUGGAGGCGCAUAACAUCCUCAGCAAGAGGGGUUUUGAUGUACAGUCAUUUGGCACUGGGACCCAUGUGAAGCUACCUGGUCCAGCACCGGACAAGCCCAAUGUGUAUGACUUCAAAGUCACCUAUGAGCAGAUGUACAACGAUUUGGUGCGCAAGGACAAGGAACUAUACACGCAAAAUGGGAUCCUGCACAUGUUAGAACGCAACAAACGCAUCAAGCCGCGACCUGAGCGUUUUCAGGACUGCAAAGAAAAGUUUGACUUAGUCAUCACGUGUGAGGAGCGGGUCUACGAUCAGGUGUUGGAAGACUUGAACUCUCGGGAACAGGAGACCUUCCAGCCAGUGCAUGUCAUUAACGUGGACAUCCAGGAUAACCACGAGGAAGCUACCCUGGGUGCCUUUGUCAUCUGCGAGCUGUGUCAGUGUAUCCAGAAUACCGAUGACAUGGAGAACGAGAUGGAUGAUCUGCUACAGGAGUUCGAGGAAAAGAGCAAUCGAUCCUUCCUGCACACUGUCUGUUUCUACUGACUAUUGAACUCAAGAAGUGAUGCUGUGUCAACCAGCUGAAACUUGUACAAGAGGCACAUCAUUCACUUGCUAUCACUCGCCUACUAAUGCAGAAACCCAUUUAUAUGGACUGUAUAACACUGAGGCAUUAGCACUGAGUGCUUCCGUUAACCCUUGUGCUGAAGCAGUAACACAUUGCAGCCAGUGACUGUGCUGUACAUAGCAUGAGCACAUAGCUACUGGUAACUGCACUGCACUGAGAUAUUAGCAUCUCCUUCUGUUGCACCUGCAGUGCCACUGUGUUUGCGCUCGCCUGCUUUAAGUCACGCAGAUUCGUGGAGCGGCCGUUUGAGGGGUGGGGGAGCAGCACCUUGUUGCCUUAAACUAAUUCUGGACACAUUUGCUAGGCUCUCUCACCCUGGCAAAUAUGCCCAGGUGAUGGCAUGAUGCCCUACUGUGUCCACUUUGCCAGCAAGGAGUGCCCUUCCCAGUGUGUCAACCAAGCCAGUGGGGUACAUCUUAUCCAGUCGGCUCAUCUUUUUCUCACCUCCUGUUGAGUCAAACGCUCAUGACAAAAAACAUGCUGUAGCUCUAGGAAAAGUGACAGAGUGAGGUGAGGGGUCCUCUUCUGUGCUGCUGGCUUGUUCAUGUGCUUGAUCAAGGGAAACGAUGACAGACACAUAAAUGAAACAUUAUCUAUUCAUAGCUAUUUUUAUUGCUUUUAUCAGACUGACAAGUGUGUCUUUAUAUGUGCAGGUGUAUUCAGAUGAGUGCUUGAUUCCUUUUUUGUGUUUGAGUAUUAAUUAGUAAGAAUGCAGAUCAACAAUGAACCAUAAAAGCCUCAGGGUUAAAACCUCAUAUAUUACAGUUAUUUAUAAAUUGAUGUUUACAUCUGAGAAUCUUUAACUUUACUCAAAUGUCGAUUUAGCUCCAUUAGGUUUUAUAAAUCAUGCAAAAUCAUCAAGUUUAGAGUGCUUGUAAGUCAGACAGCAAAUACUUGAAGUGUAGUUUAAUAUUAAGAAGGGUUAAAGUCUUUGCUAUGUUCUAUAUCAUGCAUUGUUUGUCAUACUGAAUCCACAGUCACAAUGCAUCUAUUGAGAUGUUGGAAAGAAUUCAAAAGGUAAUAUUUAAUGUGGAAGUGCAGAGUCAAAAUCACAUCCUGACCAGUUAGUGAGUUUUCAUGCACAAGGUCUGAGCUGUUUAACUAAGUCGUCUGAGCACCCAAACUACCUUGCUUCCAGUAAUGCUGUCUUUUAGCUUUUUUCCAAUGACUGAGUUGUUUCCCUUUCUUUGGAUUGUAUUAUCAUUAAGUUGGCUUAUUUUAAGGUUAAAUAGAUCACAUCCAUCAGUCUUUUAACCACUUAUCCUGGUCAGAGAGGUGAGAGACCCUGGAGUCUAUCCCAGGCAGCACAAGAAUAAGGCUGGAGUACAGCCUGGAUGGGAUGGCAGCACAGUGCAGUACACAAACACACAGGCACCCAAUCAUGCAUUGUGGGCAGUUCACAGUGCAGUACACAAACACACAGGCACCAAAUCAUGCAUUGUGGGCAGUUCAGAAAUGCCAGUCAGCUGAACUGCCAGAGAAAGCUGGUGUAAACACAGGGAGAAGAGGUGGGAUUUGAACCCAUAGCCGUUAAAAUAUGAGGCAACAGUUCUGUCCACAAACAUUUGAUUAAUUUUCAGGGUGCAAUGUUGUCAUUGGUAAAAGAUAAAAUAAAGGCUGUUCAAUUUUAGGGUGAUGUCUGGAUGCACCUGUCUGAGGACUCACUUAAGAGCUAUAUGUAAAAUUCCCUUUACAUUGAUGUAAACCUAGAUAAAAUCAAUUAUAUAUGUGUUAUAUAAAUACUGUAGCAUAAGUACACUGUUGCAUAAAUUAAGUUAAUGUGA
This is a messenger RNA of Paramormyrops kingsleyae, 2742 nucleotides long. Its product is annotated as RNA polymerase II subunit A C-terminal domain phosphatase SSU72-like. The record is from RefSeq and is a predicted model, not a curated record. NCBI's taxonomy places the organism in Eukaryota, Metazoa, Chordata, Actinopteri, Osteoglossiformes, Mormyridae. Gene Ontology annotation, biological process: mRNA processing. Gene Ontology annotation, cellular component: nucleus. Gene Ontology annotation, molecular function: phosphoprotein phosphatase activity.